This is a messenger RNA of Loa loa (African eye worm), 261 nucleotides long. RefSeq lists its product as hypothetical. NCBI's taxonomy places the organism in Eukaryota, Metazoa, Nematoda, Chromadorea, Rhabditida, Onchocercidae. The record is from RefSeq and is a predicted model, not a curated record. The transcript has 3 exons. Bases 1 to 261 code for a protein of 86 amino acids. Gene Ontology annotation, biological process: lipid metabolic process.
AUGUUUAUCACUGUUAUUUUCAAAUUUCUUGUUUACACUAAGUUGUAUCAGAUAACAAAUGAAAUUUCAAUUAAAACACUUCCAGAAGCUUCGAUGACCACUCAUGAAAUUGUCAGUCACCAUGGGUAUCCAUCUGAAAUACAUACUGUGACAACAGAUGAUGGUUAUAUACUCGAGUUACACCGUAUCCCAGGUGCCAAGAUAGCGUAUUCAAUGGUAAUGCUCAAUGUCAGUAUUGUAUCAAUUAUGUAUGAUGCUUAG